UGUCGUUCAGUUUAUAGAAACACUACUACGAAAAUGAGUUUAGAAAUGUCACAUCAAGGCGCUUUCCGAAGAGAGUUAAUUGGCGUUAUACAAAUAUUUGUUGAGGCAGCUGUUACUGAAAUAGGCAAGUAUGUAGUUGACAACGUUAAAUGCAAGGGGAUGCCUUGCUGUGAAGUCAAAACAGAGGCAAGUCAUUCACCAGCAUCCGAAGCGGAGAUGGACAAUGGGAAACUCACAAAGUUCCUGUUGUCGAUCCUGGAGAGGUUAUCCAAAGAUGCCAUGGACAAAAUCAUCAUUCUAAUGCAGGAGGUGUGUGCCACGCUACAGAUGGAAAUAAGGGAUUGUCAGAUAAAAUAUGAAGCCCUGCGAUCAAAGAUUCUGUCACUGGUAGUCACGCCAGAAUAUCUAACAUGUUGCCCUGAAGGACUACAUGGAAACAAAUCUACUGUCAAAUCAUGCGACUCUGAUGUCCAAGUUAGUGGACUGACAUUGGGUACAUGCCAGACAGUGUCUAGUGAAGAAGGUCUGCUGGAUGUUUUAAACAGAUUUUCAGAUAACAUGAAAACGACUGAGCUGUCUAAUGAGAGAACCUCCCAGCGUCUGAGCAAUGAGUCCAGGACCAACACUGCCGAGGCUGUGCCUGUAACACUGGAAUACACCGAAAAUAAGCUUAAUGCUCCUCAUGCGAUUGGUGGAAACCAGCAGGGACAGGAUGAGAACGCCGCUCCUUCCGUAAACCGCCAGAGCCAGCGCUCAAGAGGCAGCGGAAGGGUCCGGAAGUCCGGCGCCGGCGCCGUCGCGCCAUCGCAGACCUUCAGCUGCAGCCACUGCGGCAAGGCGUUCGGCAAGCGGAGCAAUCUGAAAGCCCACCAGGUGGUGCACACGGGCGAGAAGCCCUUCAAGUGCAAGCAGUGCGGCAAGGGCUUCACCACGCGCUGCAGCCUCAACGUCCACCAGCUCACCGUGCACAAGGGCGAGCGGCGCUUCAAGUGCGCCUACUGCGGCAAGGUGUUCGGCACGCAGAGCCACCUGAAGGAGCACCAGGUGGUGUUCGACGGGGAGAGCACUUCCAGCUGCACCCUCUGCGGGGUCAGUUUUCCGGCCAAGUGCAGCCUGAAGCUGCACUGGAGGACCGAUCACAAGGGAGAGAAGAGGUUCGGGUGCAGACUGUGUGGGAUGGUUUUCCCCAAGGUGAAGGAGUUGCGGACGCACCAGGUCAUUCAUACGGGGAAGAGGCCCCACAGCUGUGACACCUGCGGCAAGAGCUUCACGGCUCGCCGGAGCUUAAACGUGCACCUGCUCACCAUUCACAAAGGAGAGAAGCCGUUCAGGUGCGACGUGUGUGGGAAAUGUUUCAGCCAGAAGAGCGGCCUCAAAUCGCACCAGCGCGUCCACACGGGGGAGAAGCCGUACACCUGCGACAAGUGUGGCCGGAGCUUCAGCAUGAAAAGCGCCUUCAACACCCACCAGAGAGUUCACACGGGCGAGAAGGCCUUCAGCUGCGAGAUCUGCGGCAAGUGCUUCAGCAUCGGUGCCAACCUGGCGCGGCACCAGCAGAUCCACACCGGCGCCCGGGCCUACAGCUGCGACGUGUGCCAGCGGCGCUUCACGCAGUCGGGGCACCUGCGCGCGCACCGGCGCCUCCACACGGGCGAGAAGGCCUUCAUCUGCGACACGUGCGGCAACAGCUACAACCAGCUGCACACGCUCAAGGUGCACCAGCGGCUCCACAGCGGCGAGCGGCCGUACGCGUGCCCGGCGUGCGGCAAGAGCUUCCGCUCGGCCAACUACCUCCGGCGGCACCAGCGGACCCACGCCGGGGCCGAGGCGGCGCGGCCGCACGCCUGCGAGGACUGCGGCAAGCAGUUCCACACGCCCGGCGCGCUCCGGGCCCACGCGCAGGUCCACCGGCCCACCAAGCCGUUCACGUGCGACGUCUGCGGCCAGGGCUACAGCUCGCUCAGCUACUUCAACACGCACCGGCUGUCGCACAGCGAGGGCAAGCCCUUCGACUGCCCCACGUGCGGCAAGAGCUUCAUCACGCAGGGCAGCCUGGAGACGCACCGGCGCGUGCACACCGGCGAGCGGCCGCACAGCUGCGGCGUGUGCGGCCGCAGCUUCACCGUGGCACAGAACCUCAGCCGCCACAUGCGCGUGCACACCGGCGAGAAGCCGUUCGCCUGCGGCCAGUGCGGCAAGCGCUUCACGCAGGCCAACAACCUCAAGGCGCACCUGCUGGUCCACACCGGCGAGAAGCGCUUCGGCUGCGACAGCUGCGGAAAGAGCUUCGCCUCUCAGAGGACUCUGACGUAUCACAAGUGUGCCGGCGACGUAAAGGAUGUUUCACUGCAAUAGUGAUUAUUGCAAUUGUGAGCGAUGAAACUGAUGGCCUUGCUUGUUGUUUCUGUGGGCGAGUCGAUGUUUGUAUAGUACAUGAACUUGACUGAUAAUGAGGUAUUUUUCAAGCAAGUUAUUGCAUUGUUAUCAACAGCAUCACACAGUAUUUUCUCUGAAUUUGGAAUAUGAUUAGACAAUCAACCACAUGCUAAGAUUACUAUAUGAAAUUAUUAAUCAAUAAAUAAACCAUAAGCCUACUCUAUAGAAAUAAGAGUACGCUAUAUGAUUCUGAUGCAGUUGUUUGCAAAACAUAUUUGCUAAUGUGUUUUCGAAUUUCUGAAAGCAGGCAACUGAAUUUUCGGACUACAACUAGGGUUAGGCACUGGAGGGGCUUUGUUGGGUUAUCAGGUUCAUCCAGAGUAAUCCUGUUGAAGCUUUUGAGAAAAAGGACUCAAUCAGCCUGUAACUCAAGAUCUGGACAUCUGUGACCAUCAAUUUAUAAUAAGUUGAUGUCACUUUAUCAAUUUACUUUGGAUUAUAAGCUUUUACAUUUAGCAAUCUGACCUUUGCUAAAUGUUGCACUGCAUUCUAUUUUUACUACUAUUCUCUGUGGAGGCAAUAAAGUCACAGUGU
Sardina pilchardus (European sardine) is the source of this 2970-nucleotide messenger RNA. RefSeq names its product oocyte zinc finger protein XlCOF6-like. The coding region runs from base 34 to 2355 and encodes 773 amino acids. Gene Ontology annotation, cellular component: nucleus. Gene Ontology annotation, molecular function: DNA-binding transcription factor activity, RNA polymerase II-specific. Gene Ontology annotation, biological process: regulation of transcription by RNA polymerase II. The record is from RefSeq and is a predicted model, not a curated record. Lineage: Eukaryota; Metazoa; Chordata; Actinopteri; Clupeiformes; Clupeidae. The transcript has 5 exons.